CGAGUCUGACGUCUCUUCCCUGAAGGGAAGCAGCUGCAACCUAGCCACCAUCCCCAAUGGCUGACAACAGUAUUCAAAGCUUCAAGGCAGCUGACCUGGUUAUCCAGCUGUCCCCUGCUCUAAAAACCAAACCACAUGUGGCUGACUUUGGGACUGUCUUCACUGACCAUAUGCUGACUGUAGAGUGGAGCGUGACUGAGGGCUGGCAAGCCCCGCUCAUCAGGCCCUUUGCGAACCUUUCUCUUCACCCUGCCUGUUCGUCACUACACUACGGCAUUCAGCUGUUUGAAGGCUUCAAGGUGUACCGUGGUGAUGACAAACGAAUGCGUCUCUUCAGACCAAUGCUCCACAUGAGCCGCAUGGCUAACUCUGCUAAGAGGGCUUGUCUACCUGCUUUUGAUCAGACAGAGUUGCUGGAGUGUAUCAGGAGGCUGGUAGAGAUUGACCAGGACUGGGUUCCUCAUUCAGACUCAGCCAGUCUGUACAUAAGACCAACAUUUAUUAGCACUGAGCCUUCUCUGGGUGUAAAGAGGCCUGGCCGCGCCCUGCUCUAUGUGAUCUUGUGUCAAGCUGGCUCUUACUUCAACUCUGAGGCAGAUGCCAUCUCCCUGUGGGCUGACCCAAAAUACACCCGGGCCUGGAAAGGAGGGACUGGGGACUGCAAGAUGGGAGGGAAUUAUGGAGGCGCUCUGUUUGGCCAGUAUGAAGCAGUGGAUCAUGGGUGUCAGCAGGUGCUCUGGCUAUAUGGAGAGGAUCAUCAAAUUACUGAGGCAGGAACAAUGAAUAUUUUCCUGCACUGGAUCAAUGAGAAUGGAGAGGAGGAGCUUGCAACUCCACCUCUGGAUGGCAUCAUUCUCCCAGGCAUUACUCGGCGGAGCAUCCUAGAACUAACCAGGAAAUGGGGUGAGUUUAAAGUGACAGAGCGCUACCUCACCAUGGGCCAGCUGAGCUCUGCUCUCAAACAGCAGCAGGUCAAAGAGAUGUUUGGCUCUGGUACUGCCUGCAUGAUCUGCCCUAUUGGACACAUUGUCUACCAGGGAGAGAACUUGCACAUCCCCUGCCGAGAUAAACAGCCACUGAAGCUGACUUCACGGCUCACAGUGGAACUCACAGAUAUACAGUACGGACGCACACCUAGCGACUGGACCUUCAUGGUGUAGCAGUGUUGAAGGAGCCUGGACUGACCAGUUGGUGCACAGAUAGACAUGGAGCUUUCCUCUUCCCCACUUCUGAAUCCAGCUCUGAAUUUGACAUAAGAAAAAGAAGGAAGCAUGCCGUGUCUUUCUCCACCAGCUGGUGGUGCUCUCUGUCUACAAAACAUUCACCUUAACGCAGCUCUGCUUCACAGAGGGAGACGCAGAAGAGGGAGAAAAAAAGGGAGAGGGAGUGAGUUUUUGGAGGCCUGCCAAUCAUGAUGAAAAACCACUGCAGAACUAAUCUAUUUCCAUGCCCAUCUUAAUCCACGAACACAACGAUGGCAUCAUUUAAUCACAAAAUCAUCAUCACCAUCACCACAAUCACCAUCGCCCUCCUCUCCCUCACUCCAACCCUCCCCCUCUGCUGCAUUAAUAAAAAUGUAUUUAUUUAUUUAUGUAUUUAUUUUCUUUUUUGUAAAUAAGAGCUCGUGAUUAAGAGCAGAUUAGCAUGCCUUCAGACGGACGGACAG
Messenger RNA from Archocentrus centrarchus (flier cichlid), 1666 nucleotides. RefSeq names its product branched chain amino-acid transaminase 1, cytosolic (gene bcat1). The coding region runs from base 57 to 1160 and encodes 367 amino acids. The transcript is spliced from 12 exons. Gene Ontology annotation, molecular function: branched-chain-amino-acid:2-oxoglutarate transaminase activity. The record is from RefSeq and is a predicted model, not a curated record. Gene Ontology annotation, biological process: L-valine biosynthetic process; L-leucine biosynthetic process. NCBI's taxonomy places the organism in Eukaryota, Metazoa, Chordata, Actinopteri, Cichliformes, Cichlidae. Gene Ontology annotation, cellular component: mitochondrion.